UUUCAUAAUUUCUCCUCACUAGUUUUACUGUUAUUGUCACUGUUUUAAUUUCAUUUACUUUCGUUCUCUUCUGUUUCUCGAACUUGAAAAAAAUUUAAAAUGGCCGCACUUGUUGCAUCUAUCGCGGGUGUCGGGAAUUUUUUUCUGAAUCUUGUCAACUGCUUGGCUGCUCUGACUGGGCGUCCAUUUAAGUACUUGUACAAUUACAAGAAGAACAUUGACAAUCUCCAAGGUGAAGUUAGGAAGCUGAAGAAUACAGAAGAGGAAGUGCAGGUUAUGGUUACUGUUGCUGAAAGAAACGUCGAAGAGAUCAAACAGAAUGUUAAGGACUGGCAGAAUGAUGUGGAGAAGAUCAUUACUGAAGCAGAGAAGUUGAUUCAAGAGAAAGAAAACAACCCUCGAUGUUUCAAGGGAUUGUGCCCCAACUGGAUCACCCGCUACAAACAUAGCAAGAAAGCAUUCAAAUUGAAGGAGGAAGAUAUCAGUAAACUCCUAGAUAAGAAUAUUCUUCCAUUCCUGCCGCACGAAGAUAAGGUUGCCCAUCCUACUAUUCCUCAGGAGAUCUGGCUUAGAUCUAAUGAAGAUUAUUUCGCUUUCGAAUCAAGGACCUCCACUGAGACGAAUGUAUGGAAUGCACUAAAUGAUGCGGAUAUCUACAUGAUCGGUGUUUAUGGGAUGGGUGGUCUUGGGAAGACCACGCUUGUGCAAGAAGUUGGUAAGAAAGCUGAGAAGGAUAAGCUAUUCGACGACUUUGUUUUUGUUGAGGUAACAGAAACUCCUGAUACAAAAAAAAUUCAAACAACAAUUGCAAAAAAGUUAGGUCUCAAGUUUGAAGAUGUGAAGGAAGAUGAGAGUGAAAGAGCAAAUAAGUUAUAUUCUAGAAUGAAGGACAAAAAUAUCCUUUUAAUUGUAGAUAAUAUUUGGGAAGAGUUAGAUUUGAAGACGGUUGGAAUUCCUUCUAGAGAUGAUCGUGGAAGAAAUAAAAUGUUGAUGACAACAAGAAAAAAAGAUGUGUUGGAGAAGAUGGGUUCCACAAAAAAUUUUGAAAUGAGCAUUUUAAAUGAAGAAGAAGCUUGGACUCUAUUCAAGAAAAUGGCAGGUAAUGUUAUUCAAAGACGUGAACUGCAUUCUUUACCAAAUGAUGUAUGUAAAGAAUGUGGAGGUUUGCCCAUUGUCAUUUGUACAAUAGCAAAAGCAUUAAGGAACAAGAGACAAGAAUCUCAAUGGAAAGAUGCCUUGCGAGUACUAAGAAUGCCUUCUCCAGCACAGUUCCCAAGAAUUUUGAAAAAAGAAUAUUAUAAGAUUAAGUUGAGUUAUGAUUAUUUAGAACAUGAUGAGCUCAAGAAAACUUUCAUAAUUUCUAGUCUAAUGGAAAAUAAUACUUCCAUUUCAGACUUGUUCAAGAAUAUCGUUAGUUUGGGUAUACUUGAAGGAGCUAACCUUACAAUAGAACAAGCACAAAAUAGACUAGAUUUAGUGGUCAAGGAACUCAAAGAAUCUUGCUUGUUAUUUGAUGGUUAUACCAAAGAAAGAUUUUCUAUGCAUGAUGUUGUUCGCAUUAUUGCUACAACAUGUGGAUAUUUAGAUCACCAUGUAUUUACAGAGAGAAAUGACAUUGAAAGCGAAUGGAAAGAUAAAGAUAAACUUAGAAAAUGCACAAUUAUCUCUUUAGUUGGUAAUAACAUUAUUACUCAACUUUUGCUUGAAGGAUUAGAUUGUCCAGAACUUGAAUUUUUUGAUAUGAGUAGAAGGAGUUCUUCUUUCAAAAUCCCAGAAGGCUUUUUCAAGCUAAUGCCGAAGCUCAGGGUAUUGAAUUUAUUUCGACUACAUCAUUCAUUAUCGCCGCUGUCAAUUGAUCUUUUGACAAACCUUCAAACAUUGUGUUUAGACUAUAGCAAAAUUAAAGAUGUUGCUAUUAUCGGAAAGCUUAAGAAGCUAAAAAUCCUUAGCUUGCGAGAUACUGAUAUUGAAGAGUUGCCUAUAGAAAUGGGUCAAUUGAUUGGGUUAAAGCUUUUAGAUUUAAGCAAUUGUACACAAUUAGAAGUUAUUGCACCAGAUGUGAUAUCAAAAUUAUCACAACUAGAAGAAUUGUAUAUAAAGGGAUGCCGGAUUUGGUGGAAGGUUGAAGUACUCAAGGAGUUCAAGUACUUGUCUCAACUGACCAAUUUAGAAAUAGAUAUUAAAGAUAAAAAAAUGUUGCCUAAAGACUUCUUUUCCAAAGAGCUUAAAAAGUAUAAAAUAUCAAUAGGAGAUUGUUCAUUCCCAUAUCAAAAAAUUUAUGAAAAUGAGAUUUUGAGGAUGUUGGAAUUUAAAUUUAAUUCUACCAUCUCCCUAGAAGAAAUUCGUGGAAUCAAGAAUGUUGAACUCUUAAACUUAGCAGAAUCUUCAGAUGAUGAGGAAGAUCUUGCAGGUUCAAAUUUUAAUUUGCAAUCCAAUGAAAUCACACCACUUUUUAAUGAAAAGGUUAUUUUCUCCAAUUUGAUGGCCUUGCAACUGAAAGUUACUAGUUCUAGAAAGAUUUGGGACAGCCAACCUCCAACAUUCAUGUCUUCCUUGACACGUUUGAACUUGCAUGGAUGUGGAAACAUAAAGUAUGCAUUUCCAUUUUCUGUAGCCAAAAGUCUCUCCACUCUCCAAGACCUUCUAAUAAGCGAUUGUACAAUUUUAAAGGAGAUUGUUGCAGAAGAAGAAGGAGCAAAGGCUGUUGUUAAUUUUGCCUUUCCACAAGUAACAGUUUUGACGCUUCAAUAUUUACCAAAACUUACGGCUUUCUAUCAUGGGAUUGACACUUGGGAAUUGCCAAUGUUAAAAAGGUUGGUGGUGCAGGGAUGUGACAAAUUCACUUCAAAAUACCUAAGAUUCCAUGAAAAUUCACUUCAUAUUUCAGAGCCAAAAUCCCUCUGGUUGGAAAAUAAGAUCAACUCUGAUUUGGAGCAUUUGGAAAUAAAUAAUAUUACGUGGCUGAGUCAAUCUAAAACUCUAACAAUUUUUAAUGAUUACAAGUUAGCAAAUAUUCCAGUUGGACUCCUUCAGAGAUUAGAAAAUUUGCAAAAGCUUGAAUAGUUUACUGUGGAUACAAAGGAUUAUUCUCAUACACAAAGGAUGAGAAACAGAUGCAAAACACUCUAGGGCCAUCCUCAACUUCUUUCCAAUAUCUUGAAGUUUUGAGUUUAAGUUGGUGUAGUGGGUUGAUGAAGUUAAUAACACCUUCAAUGGCUAGAAGCUUGAGACAGUUAAGAGAAAUGAGCCUGGUAAAUUGUGAAAUGCUAAUUGAAAUAGUAGAAAAUGAGGGAGAAGGAGAUGCAACAACAACUGAAAUUGUUUUUGAUAAUUUGAAGAAGUUGUUACUUCGAGACUUAAAAAGUUUCGUAUGUUUCUGCUCUGGAAAUUACUCUUUCAAUUUUCCAUCGUUGGAAGAGCUAAUUAUAGGAGGAUGCCCCAAUAUGAAGACUUUCUCUCAAGGAAUCUUACGCACACCAAAGUUACAAAAAGUUGAUUAUGAGGAAAUCAAGUAUAUAAGCUUGAGUAAGACUGGAUGGACGUGGAAGAAGAUAAUGGAAGUAGAGAAUGAGGGGAAUGAUCUUAAUAAAACCAUACAAGGAGCAUACAAAAAACAGGACAUUUUCCUUGAAUUGAAGUUCUUGAUAUUCCAAGAUAUCAAUUCUACAAGAUCUCCUACAACCAACAUCCAAAUUCCUUCUACCAAAAUUUGACACACUUGAUUUUGUCAGGUUGUGGAAACAUAAAAUAUGCAUUUCCAUCUUUCAUUGCCAAAAGCCUUCACCAACUCCAACACCUAAAGAUACAUAAUUGUAAGGUUUUAGAGGAGAUUGUUGCAAAAGAAGAAGGAGCAAAUGAAGAUGACAAUUUUGUCUUUUCGAAUGUAACCUCAUUGGUGCUUCAAAAUCUACCAAAAUUUACGGUCUUCUAUCAUACUUUUCAAUGGCCAAUGUUAAAAGAGUUGGUGGUGAAAAAUUGUGACAAAUUCAUGACUUCAAAGUAUUUGAGCUUCCAAGAAAAUAACGAGGAAGGUGAACUUCAUUUUUCAGAGCCAAAAUCUCUCUUCUUGAAUGAUAAGAUCAACUCUGAUUUGGAGGAAUUGGAAUUAAAGAAUAAGUUGAGAUGGACUGAAUGGCAGGGACGAUCUAAAACUCUUGAGAUCAGUUAUGAUCAUAAGUUAGCAAAUAUUCCAGUUGGACUUCUUCGGAGAUUUGAAAAUGUGGAAGUGCUUCUACUAAAGUCGUGUGAAUACAAGUACCGUUCAUCCCCGUCUUAUGUGACUGUUUAAGGGUAUAUUGGCUGGAAACCAGUAACCGCCUCAGAGAAAUCUUUAGCAGAACUAAUGUAUUGAGAAGUUUAGAGAUAGAGAGACAUUUUAGAGAGAAGAAACAAUGUCUGCAAAAUUUGUGGAUACAAGAGUGGACUGAACAGAUUCUCCAAUCAUUUUUAUGAACCAGUCUCAUCAACCACCACCAGCUCCCCAACCGCAGGGCCAAGUGGCUUGAAUGAUCCGGAGAAUAAAGCAAGAUGUGUAACGUCUCCAAUGUCACAGGUAUAGUGUUAUUAAGAUAUUGGAAAAUUCUCCAGGUAGUCUGGUGCGGCACCAUGGCCAUCUUAAAUACCAGCCGCCUUAGACACACAGUCUGGUUAAGGGUAUAUUGGCUGGAAACCAGUAACCGCCUGCCUGUUCACCAAUUUACCCAGCUUAUUAACCACAGUCCCCCUCAAACACUUUACCCAUUAACCUAUGAUCCAAACCUUGCUGAUGUGUGUAAUCCUCUCUAAGCCAUUGAGUGAUUAACUCAGAGGGAAAAUGGAGAGGGAAAAACUGUUCGGAUGUAGUUGUAGGAAUACCAUGCUGAUCAAAACAAGAACUGUAUACAUAUUCUUUAGUGUGAUAUUGGGGAGGUUUAACCAGGGUUUUAAUCCUGGUGGUGACUGGGGGAUUCGGUUUUUUAUAAGGAGAGGGUAUAAGAAGAUUAUCCAGCGGAGUGGAAUCACCUUUAGGUAAAUACGAUAGUUCAUAUAAAGACUCGACUUUAUCUUUAUAAUCUGUAUGAACAAGGGCUGUAGAAGAACUAGCAGAAGAGGUAGAACUGCGAGAACUAGAAAAUGAGGAAGUACGUAUAAGACUUGGUUUUGUAAGAUUAUUACUCAUGAAGGAAAAUGGCAUACAUUAGUUCUGACUAAAGAUAUUCUCUGGCGAGGGAAGAUCAUGAAGACCAGUAUCACAAAGCAUGUAGAUUGCUGGACCAUAUUAGCCUGUGGCGUGGACACAUGAAAGUAAGACACUGUAACGUCUCCAAUGUCACAGGUAUAGUGUUAUUAAGAUAUUGGAAAAUGCUCCAGGUAGUCUGGUGCGGCACCAUGGCCAUCUUAAAUACCAGCCGCCUUAGACACACAGUCUGGUUGACAAGAAGUUUCCAAUACAAAAUAACAUUAUUACUUAUAACAAGGAGAGCAGUAUUCUCACCUUACCUACAAUUAUUCAUAGGUUUCAUGGCACUUGGCUCUGAUACCAAAUAUGGAGUACGUGGCGUUGUUAGACCAGCGGUCGCCAAGUACUGCUAGGCAGUUUUUAAGGCGGUUACUGGUUUCCAGCCAAUAUACCCUUAAACAGUCACAUAAGACGGGGAUGAACGGUACUGCUACAGUGGCGCCCGCCAAGGCGGGCUUCUUGAGCCGCGGCCUCUACUAGAUUCUAAAAAGGAAGCCAGCUCCAUAAAACACCCGUAUCCCUUAAAAGGCGCAGUGUAACAGUGCAGGCCAGGGGAAAUGGAGAGCACAGAACGCCGCAUCCAGGAUCACAAAAAUACUCCAGCGUUAAUGGACAACCACGGCAGAGCCGAACUGAGUGUCCAUUAAGACGAGAGACUUCUGUGAAGAAUGAGGGCUUCCGGCCAGAGAAAUCUUUAGCAGAACUAAUGUAUUGAGAAGUUUAGAGAUACAGAGACAUUUUA
Molecule: messenger RNA, 5960 nt
Organism: Pistacia vera
Lineage: Eukaryota; Viridiplantae; Streptophyta; Magnoliopsida; Sapindales; Anacardiaceae
Product: probable disease resistance protein At4g27220
Exons: 7
Coding region: 100-3063 (987 amino acids)
Molecular function (GO): protein binding; ADP binding
Source: RefSeq, a predicted model, not a curated record